AGUGUAUGAGCUAAUAUGCGGAGUGAUCAGCGUGUUUCUCCUAUUGUGAGAUCGGCGGCCUUGGCUAAGGACAUUCGGUGCCUUUUUUCGGGCUCUUGGCAUCCAGAAGCAAGCGUGCGCCUUGCGCGACGCCUACGCAAGACCUCCACGUGCGCAUUGCAGUCUGCGAGGCCGUUUUCGGCUUUGUGCGGAUGGGUAUUUGACGUGGUCUUCGUGCAGGCGCGCUGGUCCUAUAACAGGUUUUGUAUUGGCGACAUGACACGAAAAUAACACAGAUUGUCAGCCUGCGUCCAGGUCAACUCUCCGACUCUACCGGUACCGGCGUCGGGAGGUCAAAAACAAAA
Molecule: messenger RNA, 344 nt
Organism: Paraphaeosphaeria sporulosa
Lineage: Eukaryota; Fungi; Ascomycota; Dothideomycetes; Pleosporales; Didymosphaeriaceae
Exons: 1
Coding region: 16-270 (84 amino acids)
Source: RefSeq, a predicted model, not a curated record